AUCAGUGGCAGCUCAGCUUGGGAAGAAGCCAUGGCUUCCACCAUGAGAGUUCCUCCUCUCCCACUUCAACAUCGCCACCACCUCCUCCUCCACCUCCCUCUGUUGGUCACUGCUGCUGUGCUUGCACUUGGAGGGGCUGAAGCUGGCAAGGUUCCGGCGAUCUAUGUCUUCGGGGACUCGACGGCCGACGUGGGCAACAACAACUACUUGCAGAGGAGCAACGCCAAGGCCAACUUCCCCCACAAUGGCAUCGACUUCCCUUUCUCAAGGCCAACAGGGAGGUUCAGCAAUGGAUACAAUGGUAUUGACUUCUUAGCCAUCCACAUGGGUUUUAGGAGGAGCCCUCCAUCUUUUCUUUCCCUCACUAACAAGACCAAUCACCAAAUCUUUAAAGGGCUCAAAGGUGUAAAUUUUGCUUCUGGAGGAUCAGGAAUUCUCGACUCGACUGGGAGCACCAUUACCAUGACAAAGCAGAUUCAAUAUUUCUCCACGUUACGAUCGAAUAUUAUGACACAAAUUGCUACUGAGCCUACUUAUCAUUUGCUCUCAAAAUCCAUCUUCCUUAUCAGCAGUGGAGGCAAUGAUAUAUUUGCCUAUUUUACGAAAAAUAACUCUCCAAACACUACUGAAAAGGAUCAGUUUGUUGCUACUCUUGUCUCACAAUAUGAGAACCACUUGAAGGCAUUGUUUACUCUUGGAGCAAGGAAAUUUGGUAUAGUUGAUGUCCCUCCCAUUGGGUGCUGCCCGUAUCCAAGAAGCCUGAAUCCUACAGGUGGUUGCCUGGACAUCUUGAACGAAUUGUCUCUGGGGUUCAACAAAGCUGUGAAUUCGUUGAUGCUCAAUCUUAGCUCAACAUUGGAAGGGAUGAAGUACUCGGUUGGAAGUUCUUAUGAGGUGGUUUCCGGCAUAAUAAGAAACCCAGAAGCUCUCGGUUACAAGGAGAUCAAGACUGCAUGCUGUGGAGCCGGCAAGUUCAACGGCCAAUCAGGAUGCACUCCUAAUGCUACCUACUGCUCCGAGCGCCACCACUACCUGUUCUGGGACCUCUUGCAUCCAACACACGCGACAUCCAAGCUUGCAGGAUCAGCCAUCUACUAUGGCUCGCAACAAUUUGCGAGUCCCAUCAAUUUUAGGCAGCUGGUGGAAGAUGAGAACUGAAGUUAGUGAAAGAGUCAUGUUUUAAGUUAGUCAGGCAAGUGAGAACUGCAGUAUUGCCUAGAAUAGGUUUGUUUGGGUACUAUGCUGUCACAUUACAGAAGAUGUGUGUAAUUAUUGCUCUCCUCUUUUCUCA
Musa acuminata AAA Group (dessert banana) is the source of this 1291-nucleotide messenger RNA. Its product is annotated as GDSL esterase/lipase At4g16230-like. Lineage: Eukaryota; Viridiplantae; Streptophyta; Magnoliopsida; Zingiberales; Musaceae. Gene Ontology annotation, molecular function: hydrolase activity, acting on ester bonds. The record is from RefSeq and is a predicted model, not a curated record. The coding region runs from base 31 to 1158 and encodes 375 amino acids. The transcript is spliced from 5 exons.